AUCUCGCGCUCCUGAAUUCCAUUCCAUUUUUUACUUCGGCCAGCGCUUGCGGAUCCCAUCCCAACUUUACUGGACUUCUAGUAUUCUGCUCUAGCGUUGCAUCGAAGUUGGAGAGUAGGGAAAAGCGCCCGAAAAGAGGGAGGUGAAUAACUAAAGACUGCGCAGCGCUUUAUUAACAUUCCACGAAAGUUAGACUACAGUCUUUUGCAUUUGGAUUUUGGUCGAGCUUAUCGAGCUCGGUGGGACUAGGGGGGGGAAAGAAACCGCGGCCUCGCUCCAAAAGAAAGUAUUAUAAAUUUUAACGUGAGUGUGGGACAUCGAUUUCCUCCCUGCAGCGCGUGGGACUUGCGCGAAAUCCAGAGAAAAUGGGCACUCGGACGAAAGUCCACAAAGUGUCCGGACUAAUCAUCUCCUUGAUUUUCACGUUUCAUCUGAACAAUGUGGUGCUGAGCUCGAAGGUGUGGGGUGAGGUACCCGUCCCUGAGGACCUGGAGCCUCACCGGGGAGUGCGACAGGCACAGCGCUAUCUGGAUGAUGAUGAAGACUUUGCAGCUGAUGGAUCAGGCGAUAUUCCCAGUGGAGAAGAGGAUGGCAGCACCCCCGAACCCACGACAGUUGGCCCUAUAGCCACAGUGUACUACCGUGCUCUGGUCAACUUCACCACCUCCAUCUCCUACAGUCCUGACAUGCAGAUCAUCACAUCCCCUGCCUUCUCAGAGAUCUCGGAGGCUGUUGUGGACACGCUCGAGUCGGAGUACAACAAGAUCUCUGGAGUGCAGACCGUCAAUGUGGUCCUCAUCAAGCAGAUCGGGCGUGACGUGUUUGUGGAGCUGGACGUGGGCACAGAGUUCAACUACAACGAGGCCCAGAUCCGCAGUGUGCUCUUCGAGACCGUGCAGGACGGCUUCAUCGCCAACUACAUCACCUCCACACAGGGCUUCCAGUUCAGACAGCUGGGAGAGGCUGAAAUCAUACCCACUGUGGAGCCCCUAGUCCCCCCAGUAGUGGUUCCCAGCCCGCGACCAUGCAGGGCAGACGAGUAUAAAUGUGGCGAUGGCAGCUGUAUUCCUCAGGCCUAUUACUGUGACCAGAGACCCGACUGUCCAGACAUGAGUGAUGAGAAGAACUGUGAAACCCGAGUUGAAACCCGAGUUGUAACCAGCCGUGUUCAAACCAGCCAUGUUCAAACCAGCAUUGUCGAGAGUCAACCAAAACGACAUUUCCCUCAAAAACCCAACAAGCCGGGUGCAAAAUUCAAUGUCUUUUCAGAGCGUACACCUGCUCCCCCACGUCCCCCGACCCCCGUGGGUCCCGGACCCGGCCCCGGCCCCGGCCCUGGCCCGUCGCAGCCCUGCAGGUCCGACCAGGCCACCUGCCAGAGUGGGGAGUGCAUCUCCAGGGAGUACCUGUGUGACGGCGAGCGAGACUGCAAAGAUGGCAGCGACGAGUUCCGAUGUGGCACACCCUCUCCAUGCGAGCCUAAUGAGUUCAAGUGUGCUAACGGACGCUGUGCUCUGAAGCUGUGGAGGUGUGACGGUGACAACGACUGCCAGGACAACUCAGAUGAGAUCGACUGCCCCACAAAGCGUCCUGGGGACACCUGUGCGCCAGAGCAGUUUGUGUGCCUGAGCGACAGGGCCUGCAUCCCGGCCAGCUACCAGUGUGAUGAGGAGCCUGACUGUGCUGACCGAUCCGACGAGUAUGGCUGUGUGCCCCCCACCGUCACCACCCCUCCUCAGGAGUCCAUGAGGGUUGAGAGGGGCGGUACGGUCACCUUCAGCUGCUCCGCCGUGGGGACACCCACACCCAUCAUCACCUGGAGGCUCAACUGGGGACACAUUCCUGUCAGCUCCCGAAUCACAAUGACCAGUGAGAAUGGACGAGGCACUCUGACCAUCCGGGAUGUGAAGGAGGGCGAUCAAGGUGCCUACACCUGUGAGGCCAUCAAUGCCAAAGGCCUGGUGUUCGCCAUUCCAGAUGGCGUCCUCACUCUCAUUCAGAAGCCAGUUUUGUCAAGCUCUCUGUACUUGUUAUCAGGUAACUGCCCUGACGGACAGUUUAGCGUGUCAGGCCGCUGCAUUCCCUGUUUCUGUUUUGGCAUCACCAAGAACUGCCAAGCCACAGGCCGCUACCGCAGCCAGAUGUCUCUGAGGUUCACCGACGAGGACGACUACAAAGGAGUCAAUGUAACAUUCCCAUCAAAUCCCAGCACUCCCCCACUCACCUCCACCCAGAUGCUGGUGAACCCAGACGAGGGGGAGUUCCAGCUGGUGGAUCUGUCACGCCGGUUCCUCAAUCAGGACUCCUUCUGGACUUUGCCUCGACAGUUCCUUGGCAACAAGCUGGACUCUUAUGGGGGCUCGCUGCGAUAUAAGGUCCGAUACAUCCUGGCCCGUGGACUCUCCCAGGGCAUUGACAAGUCAGACGUGAUGCUGGUGGGCAACGGACAGAGACUUCUUUACAAGAAAGCUGGCCUUAUCCCCGCAAACCGCCCCAAUGCUAAGCAGAUCAUCUUUAAGGAGGAACACUGGCAGCAUUCCUCUGGUCGCUCCGUGAGCCGAGAGGACCUGAUGAUGACGCUGGCCAACCUGGAGGGCAUCAACAUCCGCACCAUCUACGACCAGCACAUGGUCAGCGUGGCCCUGAGUGAGGUCAUCAUGGACACCAGCACCGUGGAGUUCAGCCUGGACGGACACGCUAAAGAUGUGGAGGAGUGCAGGUGUCCAGGUGGCUAUUCGGGUCUGUCAUGUGAGAGCUGUGCUUCAGGGUUCGAUCGCGUGUCUGGUGGCCAGUAUCUGGGCACGUGUGCUGGCUGCAACUGUAAUGGGCACGCCAACGCCUGUGAUCCCAUUAGUGGACACUGCCUGAGCUGUGAGCACAACACGGAGGGGACUCAGUGUGACAAGUGUCGGCCAGGGUACUUUGGCGACCCCACACGAGGACGCCCAGAUGACUGCAAGCCUUGCCCCUGCCCCUACACCGAGACCUCACGGAGAUUUUCAGAUACCUGUUUCAUGGAUCACGAUGGCCAGGCUACGUGCGAUGCGUGCAGGACGGGCUACACUGGCCGGCGUUGUGAGCGGUGUGCCCCUGGUUAUGUCGGGAACCCUCUGCAGCCAAAUGGAAAAUGUGUCCCUGACUCUGCACCUUCUACUAAAUGUGACAACAGAGGAAUCGUCAGCUCCAUCAGCAGCAGGCCGUGCCAAUGCAAGGCAAAUGUGGCGGGCAACCAGUGUGAUGAGUGUAAGAUUGGUACGUUCCACCUGAGUGGCUCCAACCCUGAGGGCUGCAUGCAGUGCUUCUGCAUGGGGGUCACCAAACAGUGUGCCAGCUCGUCCUGGACAAGAGACCAGGUGCGCGGUGGUGUGAAUGGUCAGCUUUUCUCCCUGGCCAAUGCACAAGGCAGCCGCACCAUCACGGAGGGCGUGAGCCAGCGUGGACCAGCCGAGGUCAUCUUCCGCACCUUCUACAACCUGCCCAAUGAUAUCUAUUACUGGGUGCUGCCCGAGACCUUCAGGGGAGACAAGGUGACAGCUUAUGGAGGGGAGCUGCGCUAUAAGGUGAGAUACGAGCCUCGCUCUCAGACCCAGGUGAUCGACGGGAAGCCAGACGUGGUGUUGCAAGGCAGCGGCAUCUUCCUGGAGCACUUCUCGCAGAGCAAGCCACUCCCACGCGUGCCCACCUCCGUCACUGUCACUUUCAGAGAGUCUGCCUGGAGGAGAGCUGAUGGACAGCCGUGCACCCGAGAGCACCUCCUCAUGGCUCUGGCUGAUGUGCAGGUCUUCAUGAUCAGAGCUACCUAUGCAGACAGCAUGGCUGAAAGCAGUCUUUCAGACAUCCAGAUGGACAUUGCGGUGCCACAUAAUACAGGGAAUGAGAGAGCACUGGAGGUGGAGGAGUGUGCUUGUCCUGCUGGUUACACAGGGCCAUCCUGCCAGGAAUGUGCCGACGGCUACACGCGCACUGGCUCAGGUCUCUACCUUGGAACCUGUGAGAGGUGCAACUGCCACGGACACGCAAGUGGCUGUGACCCUGACACUGCAGCCUGCCUGGGAUGCCUUCACAACACUGAGGGUCCCAGCUGCGACAGGUGUAAACAUGGCUUUUACGGCAAUCCCAAAACUGGAAGUCCGAACGCUUGCCAGCGAUGCCCUUGCCACCAGCUACCUGGACAGCCCGCUAUUGGCUGUUACCCGGGUAACGAUGGUCAGCCUAUCUGUGAAUGCCCAACUGGUUACACUGGUCGCCGCUGCGAGAGCUGUGCACCAGGAUAUAAUGGAAACCCCCUCAGUGGACGAAGCUGUUCACGAGAAACUCCCGGAAACUGCUACCAGUGUGAUGAGCGAGGAAGUGAGGGCUGCAGUGGAAACGGGGUCUGCCGUUGCAAGAUGAAUGUGGAGGGACCAUACUGUUCAAGCUGUAAAUUCAACAGCUUCCAUCUGAGCGAGCUGAACAAAGAUGGCUGCCUGUCCUGUUUCUGCAUGGGCGUGGUGCAGAAAUGCACCAGCUCCAACUACUACAGAGAUGUGGUGUCCACCUCCUUCACGCCAGGAAACUUCCAAGGCUUCUCUCUGGUCAACCGGCAGGGCAGCACCCUCAUCACUAGCGGCUUCAGUGUGGAGUUGUCCACAGAGGGCACCCGCCUCUCCUACAGUCAUCUGCAGCACUUGAGCCAGGAGCCACACUACUGGCAGCUGCCUGGAAACUACAAAGGAGACAAGGAUGGAAUCAAAAAAUUGGCUCGACAGAAGCGAGCACCACAGUGGCCUGUGGAGGCGGCACAUCUGCAGGAGGAUGAGAUUUGGGCUCUCCUCUCCAACUUCUCCGGCCACUCACAGCCUCCAUCCCAUAUCUCCUCCUACUCCUCCUACUCCUCCUCCAAGCGGGGGGAGCCGAGUGUCCAUCACACCUCCCACAGCUCAGGCUCAAGGACAGGCCCCUCAGGUGUCUCCUCUGGCCGCAAGAAAGCCGUAGGAGGAGCUCCUGGUACUUCGGGUCAGCCCCAGAAAACAGAGCUCCUUGCACAGUCUUCCCCCGGGCACCAAAGGUUGGCUUCCAACACCAGGAUCGCUCCUGGCACCGACACAGGUGCUGGGGCCUUAUCACAGGAAAUGCUUUUCUGGCGGCUGCCCGAGGUCUACAGAGGGGACCAGGUUGGUUCAUAUGGUGGAAAGCUCAAGUACAUCAUUUCAUAUGUGGCUGGACAGAGAGGGACACCUAUUGAUGACGUUGAUGUUCAAAUUAUUGGAAACGAUAUCACCCUGGUGACAAGACAGAACUGGCAGCGAAGCCAAGGGUCUCGAGAGUCACGGCACUUUGAGGUCAUCUUCAGAGAGGAGCACUGGCAGCGUCCGGACGGCAUGCCUGCGACCCGCGAGCACCUGAUGAUGGUGCUGGCGGACCUGGCCGACGUGCUGAUCCGAGCCUCCUACGACACAGAGAUGCGCUCCACCUCCAUCCACGGCAUCAGCAUGGAGGUGGCCGUGCCCAACUUCACAGGGCAGCAGCAGGCCCUGGAGGUGGAGCAGUGCCAGUGCCCACCGGGGUACCAGGGCCUCUCCUGCCAGGACUGUGCCCCGGGCUACACCCGCUCUGGCAGUGGUCUGUAUUUGGGCAACUGUGAGCUGUGUGACUGCAACGGCCACUCAGACACCUGUGACCCUGAGCAAGGCUCCUGUACCGCAUGUCUGCACAACACCAUGGGGGAUAUGUGUGAGAGCUGCGCCCCAGGAUUCUUUGGUGACCCCACAGCUGGAACGCCGGAGGACUGCCAGCCCUGUGCCUGCCCACACGCUGACCCUGACAACCAGUUUUCCCCGACGUGUGAGAGUCUGGGUAAUGGAGGAUACCGCUGCACUGCCUGUCAGCCUGGGUACACAGGCCAGUACUGUGAGCGCUGUGCCCCUGGUUAUGUCGGAGAUCCCCAGAACCGGGUUAAGUGCCGUCCCUAUGACUCAGCUGCCAGUCUGUUGGUGCGUGUGUAUCCUGAGCGUGUGCGGGUGGCUCAGGGUUCGCCUGUGACACUCAGGUGCCAGGUGAGCGGUGCCCCUCCACACUACUUCCACUGGACCCGCCAGGAUGGACGCAGCAUAUCCGGCAGCGCACAGAGACGCAGGCAGGGAGAGGAGCUGUACUUCCCCACUGUUCAGCACAGCGAGGCCGGGGUGUACAUAUGCACAUGCCGUGACCAGCGCAGCACCAACCACAGCCGAGCGGAAAUCAUUGUCACUGGCUCCACCAAGCCUAUUGAGGUGUUCAUUGAGGAACCCAAGGUCCAGACCAUCAGUGUUGGUUCAGAUGUCAGCUUCAUCUGCACUGCUAAGAGCCAGUCACCAGCCUACACUCUGGUCUGGACUCGCAAGGGCAAUGGCAAGCUGCCCAAUCGCGCCAUGGAUUUCAACGGCAUCCUGACCAUCCAGAAUGCGCAGCCAGAGGACGCUGGCACCUAUGUGUGCACUGGCUCCAACAUGCUUGCCAUGGACGAGGGCACUGCCAUUCUCACCAUCCCAGAAGCAUCUCAGAUGCAGACGUUUUACACAGCCUAUGAAAUGUUUGAAGGACAUAGGAAGCCUACGGACUCCCAAGGCUCCCAUGGCUCCCAAGGCUCCCAGGGGUCCCAGGGGUCCCAGGGGUCCCAGCCUGUGGCCACCGUCCACCCCCCCGUACUGACUCUUCAGCAGGGCCAGAGGGCUGAGCUGCGCUGCACCGCCACCGGAAACCCCACCCCUGCCAUUGAAUGGAUAGCUCCCUCUGGUGGCCGGAUCAGCCCCAACGUGGUGAUUCGUGGUGGAGUGCUGACCAUCCCCUCAGUGGAGCGUGCCGAGGAGGGCGAGUACAUCUGCAAGGCCCUCAACAUCCACGGAGAGCAUAUGGCUCGGGGUGUCAUUUAUGUGCACAGUGCAAGUCUUCCCCAGGUGCAGGUGAGCCCAUCGAGUGUGGAGGCCCACGAGGGCCAGACCCUGCGGCUGUACUGUCGCGCUGGUGGCACCCCCAGCCCCGGCCUGACCUGGAAGAAGAGGGGCGGAGAGCUCCCGCCACAGGCCAUUCCUUCUCACGGUUUCCAUCAGUUUAAAAGCAACAGUCUCGAUGUGUUACAGAGACAAGUAGAGGAGCUGCAGGCCCGUAUGGAGCGCACAGACAUCGGCACCCUUCUCAUCCCGAACAUCAGGCCUUCUGAUGCGGGCACCUACCUCUGUGUCGGCAUCAAUGCUAUUGGAUCCUCCGAGUCCCGCAUAGAGGUCACAGUGUCAAGGGUGGACAUCUCAGCCCCCCAGGAGAUAACCAUCCAACCCUCCAUCGCCACUGUGGUCGAGGGAGAAACGCUGGAGCUGAACUGUCUGGUCCCUGGCAACCCGCCUCCUGCGGUCACCUGGCACAGAGCCACUGGCUACCUGUCAUCCAAUCACCAGGUUUUGGGAACACAGCUGCGUAUUGUGCAGGCGUCAGAGGCUGACUCUGGAGAGUAUAUUUGCCAGAUCAUUGGUGCCGGUGCUGGUUCUGGACCUCGUCAGGCGGCUGUGUCUGUCUCUGUGGCCUCAAGUGCUUCGCGUCUCCAGAGCCCCAUCAUCUCCAUCGAGCCCCACAGUUUGAUGGUGAAGCCAGGAGAGACAGCCACCUUCCGCUGCCGAGUCUACAGUGCUGCCCAGCCUGUGCGCCUCGAAUGGAAACUGUCUAACAACCAGCCUCUGCCAGACAAUGCCAAUGUGAGCCCAGAUGGUAAUACCAUCACUAUAGUGAAUGCCAACCCCAGUAAUCAAGGAACUUACCGCUGUGUUGCCAGCAACCUGUUUGGCAUCACACACAGUAUCGUCUCACUGUUCAUUAAAGAGUCUCCUCGUGCGGUGGUGACCCCGUCGGGGCCUGUGAGGGUGCGGGUGGGAGACCCCAUCAAUCUGGAGUGCCGUGCCACUGGGGAGCCCCACUCCUCUGUCUCCUGGCACCGCCUGGACAGCACGCGCAGAACUCUCAUCAGCAGCCCGGUGCCCAUGGAUUCCAACGCUGUCAUGCAGGUUCUGGUCGCCCGGCUGGAGGACAGCGGGACAUAUGUAUGCGUGGCCCAAAACAGUCAGGGUACCACAGAGACGCGCGUGGAGGUGAUGGUGGAGGGCGGCCCGGGCACACCCUCUCCCCCCCGCGCCUCCGUCUCUGAGCCCCUGAUGGUGGUGGUGGAGGGGCAGACGGCCAUGUUGCGUUGCCAUGCUCAAGGUUUCCCCACCCCGUCCAUCUCCUGGUCGAAGCUCCGUGCCCCCCUGCCCUGGCGCCACCAGCUGGUGAAUGGGACUCUGCUGCUGCCUAACGUGGGUCGACAAGACUCUGGAGAGUACAUCUGCAAUGCCACCAACCCCAUGGGCACCAGCGAGGUCACCGUCACUCUCGACGUGGAAACGCCGCCAUACGUCACCAGUCUGCCCGAUGAUGUGCGCGUGCGUGUGGGUGAGGUCAUCCGGCUGCAGUGUCUGGCCCAUGGAACUCCCCCGCUGCACUACUUCUGGAGGAAGUUGAACGGUACCCUUCCCAGUGGCAGGUCUGAGCAGCGUGAUGGUACCCUCCAGAUCAACCUGGCGACACCAGAGGACGCCGGCGCCUAUGAGUGCAUGGCCAGCAACGCUGUGGGCCACAGCAAGACCACCGCAAACGUCUUUGUGCAGUCCCCUCUGUCGGUGCGCGUUUCCCCCAAGGUGGAGGUGCGUGCUUUGGGCUCUGCAGUGGAGUUCACCUGUGGAGCAAUCGGGGGAGCAGAUAUUCGCUUGGAGUGGCUGAAGGAGGGAGGAGUUCUACCCCCGAACCACCACAUCAACAAUGGUGUACUGAGUAUUGAGAAUCUGGAGCAUGGCAACGAAGGCACCUACACCUGCAGAGCCAUAAGUGCCUAUGGACAGGCCCAAGACAGUGCCAAGCUCACCAUCCAAGCUCUGCCCAAGGUGAUGAUAAAUGUGCGGACGUCAGUGCAGACCGUCAUGGUGGGCAGUGUGGUGGAGUUUGAGUGCCAGGCCGAGGGCCACCCCCCGCCCACCCUGCGCUGGAGCAAGGUAGGGGGCGUGCUGCCUGCUCACGCCCAGCUGAAGGGCGGCAUGCUGCGCAUCUCGCCUGUGGCUGAUGGCGACGGAGGCCAGUAUCGAUGCACGGCAACCAACGACGUCGGCUCGGUUCAGUCGCAAGUGGUGCUGAAUGUCCAGUCCCUUCCCCAGAUCACAGCGCAGCCAGAGACUAAAGAGGUGACCGUGGGGUCAAAUGUGGUGCUGCCCUGCGUGGCCACUGGAUACCCCACCCCUAAAAUCACCUGGUCUAAGUUGGACAAGGAUCUUCCAGAGAAGUGCUUCCAGGAAGGCCAUGCCCUGACGGUGCCCUCCGCUAAUCACGAUGACACGGGCACCUACGUCUGCACGGCCGCCAACAAGCAGGGCAAAGUGCAGGCCUUCACCAACCUCACUGUGCAUGAGAGGGUCAUGCCAUAUUUCGAACAGGAGCCUCUCUCUUACCUCCGUCUUCCUACCAUCAAGAACGCCUACAAGACCUUCAGCAUCAAGAUCACUUUCAGACCGGACAAUGUUGAUGGUCUCCUGCUGUAUGCUGGAAUGAUUCUUUACAAUGGACAGAAGAAGACCGCAGGGGCUGACUUCAUCUCUCUCGGCCUAGUGGGAGGACGGCCAGAGUUCAGGUUUGAUGUGGGUUCAGGCAUGGCUGCCCUGCGCUACCCCACCCCCAUCAAAUUGGGGGAAUUCCACACAGUGGAGCUGCUGCGCAAUCAGACACUGGGCUCCCUCAUUGUGGAUGGACAACCUGCCAUCAAUGGCAGUUCACAGGGAAGGUUCCAGGGUCUGGACCUGAAUGAGGACUUGUAUGUGGGUGGAUACGCUAACUACAGCCAGCUGGAGAACACUGCCGGCCUCAAAACUGGUUUUGUGGGUUGCAUACGACAGCUGGUCCUGCAAGGCGAGGAGGUCAUCUUUAAAGACCUGGAUCGCAGCUCCACAGGAGUCUCCAACUGCCCCACCUGCAAGGACGACCCCUGCCAGAAUGGAGGCGUGUGCCAUGACUCGGAUGCCAGCUUGUAUAAGUGUGCAUGCCCACGUGGGUUCAAAGGCAGCAACUGCCAGCAUCAUGCCUCCCUACACUGUCACACAGAGGCCUGCGGUCCCGACGCCACCUGCAUCCACAAACCCCAAGGCCUGGGCUACUAUUGCCGCUGUCACCUGGGCAAAUCAGGAGACAAGUGUAUGGAAGGCACCCUGGUGACGGUCCCCUGGUUCAUGAACAGUGACUCGUACAUUGCCUAUCCUCCCCUGACCAAUAUCCACAAUGACCUGCGGGUGGAGCUAGAGUUCAAACCCACUGCCCCAGACGGCCUCAUGUUCUUCAGCGGAGGCAAGAAAAUGAAGACGGUGGACUUCUUCGCCGUGUCCAUGGUUGGAGGACACGUGGAGCUAAGAUACGAACUGGGGACAGGUCAAGCCGUGCUACGUAGCCAGGAACCGGUGACACUUGGUGAGUUUCACCGUGUGAAAGCCGGCCGGCUCAACAAGGACGGCUCGCUCAAGGUAGACGAUGAGCGUGAGAUCCAGCGCUCAUCCCCGGGCAAAUCCCAGGGCCUGAACAUUCACACGCCCAUGUACCUGGGUGGCGUCCCCAGCAUGGACAUCCUGCCUAAGCCAGCCAACGUCAGCAUGCUCUUUCAGGGCUGCAUCUCGGAGGUGUUGAUCAACAAAAAGAAGCUGGACCUGUCCUACAGUUUCGUCGAGAGUCGGGGCAUAGCACAGUGCCAGGAGGGCUCCCCCUGUGAGCGCCGGCCUUGCCUCAACCAGGGGACUUGCCUAGCCAAUGCUGAAUACGAGUACCAGUGCCUGUGCCGUGACGGCUUCGAAGGGGAACGUUGUGAGGUGCUGAAAGAUGUAUGCACGCGCAGUUCCCAGUGCCAGAACGGGGGCAAGUGUGUAAAUGGCCAGUGCACCUGUCCCGCUGGAUUCUCUGGACUCCUGUGUGAACAAGGAGAGGCAUUGAGCGAGGCGGAGGCGUUGUGGAAGGAGGAGGGCAGCGGGGAGAAUGACUCUCCUUCUCAGUACUCGGCCUAUUUCCAUGACGAUGGCUACCUGGCUCUUCCUAAACCAAUCUUCCCUCGCAGUGCUCCUGACAACCCUGAGACUAUCGAGGUGGAGAUCCACACCAUUUCAGGAGACGGACUCAUCCUGUGGCAGGGAGUGGAGCAGGUUGCUGCUCCCCAGCUGCAUGCUAGUAGAAAGAGUGCCAACCUUCGUAAGCAGAGCCGCUCUCACGAGCUUGGAAAUGAAGGAAAGGGCCAGGACUUUGUCAGUCUAGGACUCCGGAAAGGACACGUUGUCUUUAGCUACCAGCUGGGCAGCGGGGAGGCAGAAAUCACAUCCAGAGAGCCGGUCAAUGAUGGCAACUGGCACAAAAUCACUGCUGUCAGGACGGGUAAACAAGGAUAUAUUCAGAUAGACGGAGGUGCCCGGACAAGGGGCCAAUCUCAAGGGAAGAGCAUCAUGGUCAACACCAAAGGAAACAUAUACCUAGGAGGAGCCCCUGACAUGAUCGCCCUGACUGGAGGCAAGUUCUCAGUUGGCGUAACGGGGUGUGUGCGGAACCUGUCUCUGAUGAACGCGCGGCCCGGGGAGCACAAGCAGCACUCCCCCAUCGACCUGCGGGUGCACGCCGAGGAUGGCGUCAACGUGGAGCGCUGCAUCUCAUAAACACACACUCAUACAGACUUCCAAACAAUCACACACAUGCAUGGACUCACACGCACAAACACACACACACACACACACACUCACGCAUGCACACACACACACACACACACACACACACACACACACACACACACACACACACACACACACACACACACACACACACACACACACACACACACACACACACACACACUUUACACCUGACAGCACACACACACACAGAGUACAAUCUCACGCUUACAAAAUCUGGUGCUCUCUUAUACACACACACACACACACACACACACACACACACACACACACACACACACACACACACACGCGCGCACACACACACACACACACACACACACACACACGCACACAAACACACACACAGUCAGCCAAGGAGCUCUUGCUUGGUGUUGCAGUUCAACCAAAAAAAGACAUUUUAAAAAAACAUGACAUGAUGUCAGACAUGUUACGUAACAAGUCUUCACUUCCUCAGUGUUGUAUUGUCAUCGGGAGACAUCACACACGUCACACACGUGGCCUAAUCAGCCAUGAGAGAGGGCCGAGAGGGAACGAGAGUGGGGGGGGAGAAGCAGGGAAAAGAAACCAUGGAUGAAUGUGAUGGGCCUUCUACAUGGGUCAGAUCCUAUGGAGUCAUUGUUGUUACAGCACUGAUUUUUUUUUAUUUAUAUUCAUAUAGAAAUAUAUAUUAUAUGGGGGGGGGGGGGGGUGCUAACUAACCAUAAACUGCUCCUCUGUUAGCCUGGAAGUAAUUCUGGACACUAAUACUGCUAGUGAGAAUGGGAUCUGUUGUGUGUGUGUGUGUGUGCGUGUGCGUGUGUGUGUGUGUGUGUGUGUGUGUGUGUGUGUGUGUGUGUGUGUGUGUGUGUGUGUGUGUGUGUGUGCGUGGGUGUGUGUGUGUGUGUGUGUGUGUGUGUGUGUGUGUGUGUGUGUGUGUGUGUGCGUAUGCGCGUGUGUGUGUGCGCGUGUGUGUGGUUUGAUGUACACAUGUGUGUUUGGGUCUAAGCUCACAGGCUAAUGUUUUUACUUGAAAAUGAUGCGCCGUUUUCUUUGUUCCUUCUUUUCUUUCUGUCCUUUUUUUUCUGACCUUAAUUCCAGAGCUGAGAUUGAAGAGCAGGCUCUUAGACCUACAGUAUGAGCACGAGAGGGAUAUGGGACAAAUCUUAAGGGUGGGGUGGGGGAGGUGUUGGGUGAUUGUUGUACACACAGAUGUACACGGGAUGAGAGAGCACAGGGGAAUAGCGGGGGGUGGGGGAGGCGAGCAAGAGAACAGAAAUAAGAGAAUGGCAUAGCCAAACACAAAGUGUGGCCUUUCAGCAGGUUUUAUGAAAACACAAAGGAAAAGUACAGUUGUCUAGUUUUUUUUCCCCUUUGGAAAACAACUUCUAUCUGCUAAUGCCGUUUUUAUAUACAAUGGAGCUGAUGUGUUUUCCCAUCUUUUGGGGUAGCCUUUAGUGUGUGGGGUUUUCAAGAGUAAAUCAUGGUGCCACAGUCUGACAGCCAACCCUGCUAAUUGUUUUUUUGUGUCUUUAUGCUAACAAUGUCAGUAGGUGUGUCACUCAUACAGUUUUGUAAGUACCUUUAGUCACACAUGUACAAUAAAAGGCCAUUUGCCAACCACAGCUAGGAAUUCUGAAUGCAGAAUCUCUGUCAAUCAUGUUUAAAAUGUUUGAAUUAGGUGCACUCACAUUUGCUUGUACAUGUGUGCUCAGUUGCACACAUGCUGUGUAUGCUUAAAUACAAAUGCAGUUGA
Messenger RNA from Engraulis encrasicolus (European anchovy), 13473 nucleotides. It is a transcript of the gene hspg2, whose product is annotated as heparan sulfate proteoglycan 2. Gene Ontology annotation, cellular component: plasma membrane; basement membrane; laminin-332 trimer. NCBI's taxonomy places the organism in Eukaryota, Metazoa, Chordata, Actinopteri, Clupeiformes, Engraulidae. The record is from RefSeq and is a predicted model, not a curated record. Gene Ontology annotation, molecular function: calcium ion binding; integrin binding; axon guidance receptor activity. Gene Ontology annotation, biological process: animal organ morphogenesis; homophilic cell-cell adhesion; cell migration. The coding region runs from base 366 to 11705 and encodes 3779 amino acids. The transcript is spliced from 89 exons.